This is a messenger RNA of Prorocentrum cordatum, 738 nucleotides long. Lineage: Eukaryota; Dinophyceae; Prorocentrales; Prorocentraceae. The record is from the annotation of a GenBank genome assembly.
AUGCAUGGCCCGCCGCGCGGGGCCUCACGGCUCGUGGCGCGCCUCUCGCGAUGCCGGUCGCCCGGCGAGGCCGAGGAGGUCCUGCAGAAGUUGCGGGCCGCGCGGGUGCUCAGCAGCGCGGGCGAGUGCACCGCCGCCGCGGCCGAGCUAGGCCGGCGCGCGCUCUGGCGGCAGGCCGUCUCCGUGCUGGCAGAUGCGCAGGGCGCGGGGCUCUGCCCAGACGCGGUGUUCCUCGGCGCCGUCGCAGGCGCCUGCGGGCGCGGUCGCCAGUGGGAGCUCGCCGCCUCACUGCUCGAGGGGGUGUUGCACAGGCGGCCGGCGUCGCUGGGCGGCGUGGUGGCCGCCAACAUCCUGGUCAGCGCGUGCGGCAAGGCGCGGCAGUGGCAGAGGGCUGUCAGCACGCUGUGGGGCCUGCAGGCUAAGUGGAUCUCCCCCGACGUCGUCACGUUCGACGCUGCCGCGGGCGCGUGCAGAGAUGCACACGCGUGGCAGAUGGCGCUGGUUCUGCUGCAGGCCGUGAGCGCUGCCUCGCUGAGCCCCACCGUCGUCACCUUCAACACCGCGAUCAGCGCGUGCGAGAUCUCGCGGCACUGGCACCUGGCCUCAACGCUGCUCGACGGCCUGCGCUGCCAGGGACUGGAGCCAGACAACAUCAGCUACGGCACCGCCAUGAGCGCGCACGCGAAGGCGCAGAGGUGGCGCUCGGCCUCGGCCCUGUUCGAGGACAUGCAGAGGUGA